AUGGAUAUUCAUAAAAAAGCCUUUUGGGAAACCCUACUGGAGGAGCAGGGAAUUGACAACGAACAAGUCAAGCACUUUCAGGAGAAUUUUUACAGCAGCACCUACCAGGCAGUGUUGCAUACAAUAAUCAAAGAAAUAGCUGCUCACAAAGAAUUGCAAGAGGACUUCGAUAUUCCCCUGACUAAGUUGCUGGAAAGUGAAAACAGAAGGAAGCUGGGGAUCGUGUUGAAGAAAAAUUUUGAAAUGUUCAAAGAAGCAAUCCUACUGCUUUUGAAGAAACGUGAGAGUAAAAAAGCCACAGUCAUGUCCACGUUCACGUUUCAUCUAUCAACUCAACCAAAAGACGAGAAAGAGACUAAGGAAAAAUUCAAGGAAGUAAGUGAAGUCAGAAAGCCUUGCUGUAUUUACCACCGUGCCCGUAAGAAAAUAGAACUGGAUACAGAAUGGAUAAAGAAUAAGACAAAGGUGCAUCAAGGAGAUGGAAAGCUAUUUCUCUACUCCAGUAAGAAAAUCUUCCAAAUUCUCUUUCCUAAUGGGACUGGCCAGAUACACUAUCCAUCAGGAAACCUGGCUCUGCUCAUCUGCUGCACAGAUGUUAAAAAGUUCACAUACAUCAUUCUGGAAGAUAAUACAAAAAUGAGGAUCCGGGCCCUCGUCGACAAUUCUGGCCAUGCCACCUUCUAUGAUGAAAAUGGAGAUAUCUGGUUGAGCCUGAGCAGCAGCUUGGGCUACUACUUCCCCAAAGGCAGGCAGCAGAAGGCCUGGAACUGGUGGGAUCUGAGCGUCCACACCCAUGCGCCCCCUAUCAAGCGUAUCACCUUGAAAAUCAACCAGUACAUCCAAGUGCAAAUAAGGAGCCAAGAUCAGAUCAUCUUCUUUUUCUUCUAUCAACAGAAACGGGUUUGUUUAAACUUGGGCACUAAAUACAAGUUCAUAAACCCAGAGAUGCUGAGCACCAUGAAAAAGAGGACAGUCCUGGAGGUGGAACCUGGCCCAAUAGCCCAGAAGAUCCUGAUCCUUCUGGGAAAAAUGAGUAGGAUCCUAAACUUCCUGAGCAUUCCUGCUUUGGAAAACUUCAUCAAAGUGAACAUGCGUCUGGCGAAGAUUAUCUUACAUUAGGGCACCACCAAACUGUCCAGGCUUCAUCCAGCUUCCACUGAGUAUCUUAGGAACAGCAAGUACACAGGAGCUUCAUGGAAAACCCCGAAGACCCCUUUACAUCACUAGAGAGUUGGUGUGUAAUUUGGGACCUGUUACAUCUGCUUGGUUGGG
Cavia porcellus (domestic guinea pig) is the source of this 1272-nucleotide messenger RNA. It is a transcript of the gene Erich6b, whose product is annotated as glutamate rich 6B. The coding region runs from base 1 to 1119 and encodes 372 amino acids. The record is from RefSeq and is a predicted model, not a curated record. NCBI's taxonomy places the organism in Eukaryota, Metazoa, Chordata, Mammalia, Rodentia, Caviidae. The transcript has 9 exons.